CCGCGACUCCCGAUUCAUCUCAGAACCAAGACGUACCUCCCGCAUGAAUUGAGCCGAGCGCAUCUACAAUUGCGAUGCAAAUGGCCGACGUUCCUCUCAUCCGCUCGGAAAUGCGGAGCCUCGUCAUCUUCCAGACGUCCUGCGGGGUACCUUCCAGAAACGGCUCCACACCAUGAGCUAGUCGUUACUCAAAGACUUCAGGUGUCAAUAUAUACCUCCUGCUAACAACUGCAACCCACAAAACCCUCAAUUGGCCUCCCAGAACCCCCGCAGCUCAUCCCCUCGACCACCACAGCCAUGGCGACCCCCGCCCAAACCCUCCGCGAGAUGCAAGCGCCCAUCAAAGACGAAUACCGCAAGAAUCCCUCCUCCGCCGUCGUCACACUCAAGUCCACCGGCAGCCUCGACUCGUCCUCCAUCACAUGCAAGCUCACCACGGGCGCCGCCGCAAACGAAGCCUCGCGAACCGCCGGCCUGCACCCCAAAGCAGGCGGCCCCGACCCUGACAUCUCCGGCCAACUCUGCUCGGGCGACAUGCUUCUCGAUGCGCUCGUAGCCUGCGCGGGCGUCACACUCAAGGCCGUUGCGACCGCGCUCGGCAUACCCAUUGCGUCUGGCAGCGUGGCGGCGGAGGGCGAUCUGGAUUUCCGGGGGACGCUGGGCGUGGACAAAAGUGCCCCGGUGGGAAUAACGGCGAUACGCAUGGGCUUUGACAUUGAGUUUGGGAAGAGGGAGGAUGGAAAGGAGGUUAGUGAGGAGGAGGUGGAGAGGUUGGGAAAGUUGACGGAGAGAUAUUGCGUGGUGCUGCAGACGUUGGUGAACAAGCCAGAGGUCAGUGUGAGGGUUGUAGGGAAGGGGGACGGGAAGGAGGACGAUGGGAUUACGAGGGAGCUGCAUUGGGGACAUAGGUGUUGAUGGGAGUGGGUUUGGAACGCAAGGAGAGGUGGUCUGGUAGGCAAGGCAAAGCUGCAUUGAUUGCCGCCCAAACCGCAGGAAGCCAUCCAAGCAGAGCAACUACAACGCCUAGCCUUUCCCCAAUGCUCUUAUCAUAUCAAUCUCACUUCCAUAUCCUCCCCAGCGAAGCUUAUUGGGCAGCUCAUACACUCGCCU
Molecule: messenger RNA, 1110 nt
Organism: Trematosphaeria pertusa
Lineage: Eukaryota; Fungi; Ascomycota; Dothideomycetes; Pleosporales; Trematosphaeriaceae
Exons: 2
Coding region: 298-915 (205 amino acids)
Source: RefSeq, a predicted model, not a curated record